AUGGGCCAAGGCCAGUCGACUCCGCCAUCGCUGCAGCGGUCGCACGAGGAGCUCGUAAAAGAGCUGGCAAACCGCUUCGCGCAAAAGUGCUUCACCUCCCUGGAGCUCUACUCGCUCAAGGACAACUUCAAGAGCCUCGCAGACGCCACCGUGGAGAGUCCACACGUCACUCGGGACAGCAGCCAGCCAAAGGACAGUGAGAAUGACGCCGAAAAUGGCAAAAGCGGAACCAGUACCGACAACACGGUCAACAGCAACGGCAGCGGAACAAGCAACAAGACGGCCGAGGAGCACAGCAGGAAGCCCCACGUCCUGCGCUACCUCAAGGAAGACACCGUCGCGCGCUUCCUGGCCAUCCCCGACAUCCUGGGCGUGUCGCCGGUCGUGUUCCAGAUGGUCUCGUACCUCGGAGCCUUCCCCUUUCUGUCCGACGCGCCCGCUGUGCUGGGCCUCGAGCAGCUGGUCAUUGUUGUCACGCUGCUGACCGACCGGUACAAGCGCGUGCUGGCCCACGGUGCGAGCGACCGCCGCACGCUUCUUUUCCGCAGUCUGGCCGUGCACGACCGCAAACUGUUUUCCGACGACAGAAAAGAGGCCGCGGCUGCCGCACGCGCGCAGUCGACUGUGCCAACAGGCAACGAGGGCUUUGCCGUGGACGCGUCCAUUGAUGACAACGACGGCGAAGAGGAUGUCGUGAAGCGCAGUCCUGCCGAUGAGAAUGACGGCUGCGACGACGACCUGCCAAACGACGACAAUGACGAGCUCGCUAUGGCCGCCUUUGAUGCCCUCGACUACAUCAACAGCUCGGUACCCACGGGCCCGAAAGCGUCAGCGAGAAAGGCGGCCGACAUUGCCGCCACGCUCCACGGUGCACGCAUCCCUGCCGACAACUUCCGGCGACUGCUGAUGCUGCUGAUUUUGGUGGCACCACUGGGCCCCCAGGAACCAAUCUCCCUCUACGCCGGCCGUUUUACGGGAGAUGCAUUGGAGAGCCUGCGGGAGACGGCCCAGUGCAUCUUGGCCACGUUCCUCGAUGUCGAGACAUCGCCGGGCAUUAAGUUUGCCCACUUUGAUGCCAUCGUUCCCGUGUGCUUCCCGUUCCUCUUUAGCGGGUUCAAUGCCUUGUUUGAACACUUUUUGUUUUCCAAGAACCUUGACUUGUCACGGACGAAACCUGGCGCUGGCGCCAGCGCCAGCGAUGCAAACACAGAUAGCACCACAACCACUACCACAACAACCCCCCCGCCAACGCUCGCCAGGCGAAAGUCGUCGGCUGCCACGAUUGCAGCAACUAAUAUACCCAUUCCUCCACUCCUCAUCCAAGACUCUGCGAACAAAAUCAUGAACCUCAACAUCCUCUCCCAGCUGUCUUUCUUCCUUCCCGGCUCCUCCCUCUUCCACCGCAUGCGCCCGCUCUACUCGGGCGACAACGACGGCUUCUCCAUGGGCUCCUUUGAGUCCAAGGUCUUUAAUUGGCGUGCGCCGACCAUCCUUCUCGUCAAAGGCACGCGCAUCAGCGACACGCCGCGUGGCCCAGAAGCCACCUUUGCAUCCGCCUUGCCUCCACGGCGAUUCCCGCACGGCAACGGCAAGCGUGUGGACGACGGCGGUGAUGACGACGGCGACGACGAAACACUCAUCUUUGGCGCCUACGUCAGCCAGCCCUGGCGUCUCACGCAUCGCGAUUGCUUUGGCGACAGCGACACCGUGCUGUUCCAGCUGAGCCCUGUGCACGAUGUGUUUGGGGCGUCGACGAUCAACCGCGACUAUGUCGCCUUUGUCAAGCCGACCGCCGCCAACAACCACGCCGGCGGCAUCGGCUUCGGCUGUCCCUCGCCCACGGGCGCUGCUGUCAAGGCCAGCCUCAAGCAGCACCAGCACGUCCAGUCCGCCGUCGAGGGCAUCCUGCCGCUGGGCCCCCUGUCGCUCAUGAUUGACGGCAACUUUGAGUUUGGCGCCAUGACGCAUGACCGGGGACACAGCGCCAAGGCACACGGUGGUGGCGCCGGCGGCGCCUUCCAUCCCAGUGCUGCCCGCUUGUUUAGUUUCCAGGACCGCUUCUCCAUCGAGGCGCUCGAAGUCUGGGGCUGCGGCGGCGACGACGAGGCCAAGGAACAGGCAGAGCGCUGGGCCUGGGAGGCGCGGGAGGCCGAGGCGCGGCGGCGCAUCAACCUGGGCACGGGCGACGUCGACGCAGACCGUGCUCUGUUGGAAAUGGCCGGCCUGGUCGGUGCCAAUCGGAGUGGUGGGAGUAUGAGGUCGCCCAGCGUAUCCAGCUGGCUCCGGCCGUGGCUCUUCCGUACGCCCUUCUUGACCUCGGCGGGCUGUGAUGAUGCUCUGGCCUCUGCCUCGGCCUCUGGUUCUGUUGGUGUUGCCGUCGCUGGUGUUGCCGUGCUGCUCGCGCCGUCGUCCUUCUUGCUUCGUCCACCGCCAAACAGUCCUCCCAGUGCCGCCAGCACACCACCACCGCCUGCGCCGUUGCUUCCUCCAGCGGCGGACGCCUGGGCACGCGCCUCCCGCUCGGCCGCCGCCACCAGCUGCGCCUCCAGCUCCGCCUCGGCCGCCUCGUCGCUCACGCCGCCCGCGGCCCCGGCGGCCCCAGCGGCCUUGCGCAGCUCCUUCCGCCGUGCAAUCCGCUCCCGCAGCGCCUUGUCCUCGGCGUCGCGCGCCUCCAGCUCCUUGACCCACUUCUCCCGCCCACUGCUGCCGCUCCUUUUUCCGGUCGUCGGCGAGGUAGAUGCCGCCGCCGACAAUGGCCAUGAUGGUAAAGCCCUGCGCGAGCACGCGCGCGCGGAACAUGCGCUGGGCCUGGUGGUGGUCGCCCUUGCGGAUGGCGCGGGUGGCGUUGAUAAAGGCGGCGACGGUCAGGACGCAGCCGAUGGGAAUGAGCGGUUCUUUGAGCAGCUUGCGGCCGAAUCGUUGCAGGGGCGUCGACUGAUUUUCGCUGGGAGCCCCGCUCUCGGCCAUCCCAGGACGCUGAAGCCGCUGAUGGUUCCUGUCCCCGGCAAGCUGUAG
Messenger RNA from Sporothrix brasiliensis 5110, 3015 nucleotides. Its product is annotated as tldc domain containing protein 2. The coding region runs from base 1 to 3015 and encodes 1004 amino acids. Lineage: Eukaryota; Fungi; Ascomycota; Sordariomycetes; Ophiostomatales; Ophiostomataceae. The record is from RefSeq and is a predicted model, not a curated record. The transcript is spliced from 5 exons.